AUGCAUUUGAAGUUAGUUACCACCCUGGCGCUCGUCGCCCCAAGCCACGCCCUCAUCCGCUUCGGAUGCUCACAGCUUGUCGUCGACCGUCUUGAUCCUUUGGUAGAACCCGGAAACGCCCCUUCAGCACAUCUUCACCAAAUCAUCGGUGGAAACUCCUUCGUUCCCGACAUGAGUCCAGCCAAACAUGAUCCGGCCAAGCUCUCUACAUGCACGACCUGCCAGCCUGCGGAUGACUUCUCCAACUACUGGACGGCCUCACUCUACUUCCGCGCUAGGAAUGGUACUUACAAGCGCGUUACGCAAAAGGCCAAUUCCGGAUUUGAGGGCCAGAAUGGUGGCAUGACCGUCUACUACAUGCAGAAUCAGCUGGCGGACUAUCAGCAGAAGGCUAAAGUCAAGGCCUUCCAGCCGGGCUUUCGAAUGCUUAUCGGCACCCCGACUGCGUCCACCAAAGCCGAAGCAGACAGGUACCCACAGCUUACUUACACUUGCCUGCAAGAUAUGGGGACUCGCUUUCCAGAGACCAAAAACUUUCCCAAGAAGCCAUGCCCGUCUGGAAUCAUGGUGAAUCUGCGCUUUCCAACGUGCUGGGACGGAAAGAACCUCGACUCGCCAGAUCAUAUGUCUCACAUGGCCUAUACAGAAAGCGGUACCUUUGAGUCACAAGGCCCUUGUCCCGCUUCACACCCGGUGCGUAUGCCGCAACUCAUGUACGAAGUCAUUUAUGAGACCGCGCCAUUCAACGACGCAUCACUGUGGCCCGAAGACGGCAGCCAACCCUUCGUCUACUCUUUUGGCGACAGCACGGGCUAUGGCAACCACGGUGACUAUGUUUUUGGUUGGAAAGACGACGCACUGCAGAAGAUUAUGGACGAAGAGUGCUUCGUGAGGUGUUCGACGAUGAGAACUCAAACUAUCGAGCAGAUGAAUAACUGCAGUGUUGCGAGGAAGGUUGUCGAGGAUGUUGGCGACGAUAACUGGCUCACUGCGCUUCCUGGACAUGGUCAUAUGAAAAGAACAAGUAGCUCGUAAGCCCAAGGACUUUGUCGACGCCGAAGAUUUUGUGCGUCAAUCGACACAUGGAAUUGCACGUACUGGGCUGGUAUUGCGAGGGUAAUUUGGGCUCUGCACGUAGCCGUACUUGGCUCUUAUUGUUGCUUAUAGGUCUAUAGAGUGGCCCCAUAAUGUACAUAGACCCUUGCUAUGUCUCCACCUCUCUCUUGCAAAGCCCCGCACGUUCAUCGCCUAACCCCACAGACCACCCACCACGAUCCCCAGAGCGGUACAAGUGAUGCCAAACAAUGCAAUUGCACUACGCUCAAUAGUGUAGAAUCAACCGGUUUUGUCCUUUAUAAUACAGAAUAGUAUACCAAGUACUUCUUUC
This is a messenger RNA of Cucurbitaria berberidis CBS 394.84, 1387 nucleotides long. RefSeq lists its product as uncharacterized. The transcript has 5 exons. Bases 1 to 1035 code for a protein of 344 amino acids. Lineage: Eukaryota; Fungi; Ascomycota; Dothideomycetes; Pleosporales; Cucurbitariaceae. The record is from RefSeq and is a predicted model, not a curated record.